AACAUGCAUUUUUCUUUGAACUCAAAUUGCGAGUUUAUGAAAGUUUAGGAUGUGCACCACAGCUCCAUAUAAAUGAGUUUCUAAUUUCCACUCCAUAUUUUUCUUUUUUUUUUACUUUGUAAGGCGUCCCAGAUUUAUUGUCAAUGUUUGGCAAGGAGACAAAAGAUGGUACAGAAUAUGAAGCAUUUGGUUGUAAACUAACUGUUUCGAAAGAUACAUGCAAAAUCAAUUUAAUACCGGAUAAAACAUGUAAAGAAAAGGUAUCUUUGGGAAAACUGUUUACAAUGUUGGUGAAAAAAGGGAAAUUGGAAGAUAUGACAAAAUCGUUUCUACCGAUUGGUGUUUUUCAAAUUGAAUCAUUUAAUUUGGAUAAAUGCGAGGGAGAUAUUGAGUUCAAAACUGCGGCAAGAGAACCAUUUGAAAUUGUAAAAGAAAAAUUGAAGGUUCAAAAAGCAGUAUUGGAAAUGAAAUUUAACUACAAAACUAUCACAGCAUCACCAGAUUUCGAGAAAAUUGGAAUUAACAUUGAUGGAGAGGUAAACAUUGCUAACAAACAUGUUCCGAUAGAGCUUCGUAAAGAAAAGGAUAAGAAGGAAGCCAAAUUUAACAUAAAAGUGGACCAGAUGUCAGCAAGUGAUUUCAGCAACCUUUUCUCCAAGAAGGAAGUCGCUGAAAAAGACGCACCCGAAAAAGCUGGAAUAUUUUCAAAAGCUGUUGUUACAAAUCCAUCUAUUCAUGGUACUGUGAGUGUAGACGGGGAAUUUGAGGUUGUUCUAUCUGGAGCAGCUUCAGGAAUUACAGGUUUGGGAAAUAUCGUUCUUUUUGUUGUUGCUCAAAAAAAUGCUGAAGAAACGACAAAUGUUGCGGUUGUUGCUGACAUAAAGGACAUUCAACCAAUUGCAAUUAUCAAUUCCCUGACUGGAAAAGAUUUAAGCAAUAUACCUUUGCUAAAGGAUUUGACAGUAAGUGUUGCUCUUGAAAUAUCAAAUGGAGAUAUAAUGGUCCUUAAAAAUGAAGCAUUGAAUAAAGUUCUUCAGAAAUAUGUCUCAAAUGCGAAAACAAUAACAAAAGGCACAAAAAUAAAAUUAGACAUACCUCUCAAAGAAAUCAUCAAGAAGACUGGAACGAAGGCAACGUUGACAUAUAUUCCCGAUUCCAUAUUUGUAAAGAUCUUUGUUACUGAUGGAAAAGUAUGUUGUCAAUUUCCUGAUAAUAUAAAAAUGGAUUUGCUUAACGCCUUGGUUGCAUUGAUUCCGAAUGUGCCUGAUGCAAUUUUUGAAAAGGUAUUAAAGACGCCACCAAAAAUCACUAUCAAAAAGUUUGAUGUCAAUGUUCAAACUAAAGCUGUUGAUGUCCAACUCGAAGCUCCUGAUGAAGUGAAGUUAGGUAACGAUUUAAUCGCUAUAAAAGAUGUUCAAUUUGAUUUAUCUCACAAGCCGGAAGGAAGUUGGGAUUUUAAAAUCAAAGGUGCUGCAAAGAUUGGAGAUGGGACCUUAGAAGUGACAGUAACAAAAAAAGGAGAUGUUUAUGAAUUGAAUGGUGAAAUACAUACACUAACAGUAAAAAGAUUGAUGGAGCAAUUCGGUGGCAAAGAGGAAGGGAGAAGAUCUGCUAUUUCAACCAUGGACUUUUUAAAUUUCGGCAUAAGAGAUGUCAAAAUAAAUGCAGUAUUCGGUGAUAACCUGAAAUUACGUGUGACAGGCAAUCCUGUAUUGUUUGGUUGGGAUGGAAUGUUUUUUGAAGGAAUGAUAUUGGGAAGUUUAAAGGAUCGCCAAAUGUUUCUUGGCGUUGUAAUGAAAAAUAUAAGGUUGGAUGAAAUUGUUGAAAAGUUAUUCAAAAAGAAAAUCUUGCAAACAUCAUGGAUGUCGCAAUUAACUGCAACUAUCUUGAUAUCCAAUACUGACGCCACAAAAGAGGUGGAUUUCACAUUACCAGAACUAAAGACAGCAAUGAAGUUAAAGAAAGGAGUUUUCUUCUCCACUCAAUUAACCAUACCAAAUGAUUGCAAAGGAUCAGCUCUUUGUGAGGUUGCACGUGAGAAAAUGAAGCCAGGUACAAAGUUAAGAUUGGAAGGUGAAAUAACAACUUCAGGAAUGACACUUCGAGCAGUCUACGAUGGGAAUGGAUUUGAACUGGGAAAAAACCUUAAAUUGACAAAGUUGCAAGCUGUUUUGCAGGUUGCAGCUGAGACUAAGUUUUAUUUUGAAGGUGAAAUGAAACUUAAGGAUCCACCGCUAGAGUUUGCAGGUACUAUCUCAGUUGGUGUAACUGGAAGGGUAGAGAUUCAACUCCUCAUGAAAGGUAUAUGGAAGAGACCAUUUGGGUUGAAAUAUGUUGCAUUUGGUAAUGUUAAGAUGGGAGUUGCUAUUGAACCUGCAGUACCAGUUCCCAAGCUAGGUAUGGUAUUAUUACUGGUAUUGUUCCUUCCGAAAAAGUUUAGAGUCCUUAAGGAUUUUAUUCCAAUGACUUUCUUUUCACUACGUCUCGUCUGA
Messenger RNA from Hydractinia symbiolongicarpus, 2492 nucleotides. RefSeq lists its product as uncharacterized. Lineage: Eukaryota; Metazoa; Cnidaria; Hydrozoa; Anthoathecata; Hydractiniidae. Bases 144 to 2492 code for a protein of 782 amino acids. The transcript is spliced from 7 exons. The record is from RefSeq and is a predicted model, not a curated record.